GUGGGGCGGAGCGGGGCCGCCCCUGGCUGGCUGUUGGAGGAGCGGCGGAGAGGACGGGGCUGGGCGCGCUCAGGAUCGCGGCUGCGGGGCCUGGGCGCGCAUCCAACUCGUUCCUUCCGGGCAGGGCGCGCUCGUCUGCGCCCAAGUUGCAGCAGAAGCUUCCUCUCCAGCGGCUGCUCGGCGAUCUGGCCUCUGCAGGCAGCCAGGUGGAGGUUCGUUGUGCUGCUUUCUUGAUAAGAGCUGAGAACUGUUCAUUACAGUCGUGCUGUAGUUUCCCGCUUAGUACUUUCUCACCAGAAGUGACUUUAAGAAGCCAUGGCAGACGUCAAAUCAGUGGUGGAGCGGGCCAGGAAAGCCUUUAACAGCGGCAAAAGUCGCCCUCUGGAGUUUCGAAUCCAGCAGCUGAAGGCUGUGGAGAAGAUGGUGAAAGAGAAAGAGAAGGAAUUCAGUGAGGCCCUCAAAGCAGAUCUGAAUAAGAACCCCUACAGCUCCUUCACCUACGAGAUGAUGGGCGUGCUGUCGGAAAUCGAGGCAGCGGUGAGCAAUCUUUCCCAGUGGGCCGCCCCGCAGCACAUGGAUAAGAACAUCAUGGUGAUGAUGGACGAGGCGUAUGUCCACUACGAGCCCCUGGGUGUGGUCCUGAUCAUUGGAGCCUGGAACUACCCUGUGGCCCUUGUCCUGCAGCCCUUGGUUGGGGCCAUCGCGGCAGGGAACGCUGUCAUUUGCAAGCCCUCCGAGGUCAGCGAACACGCCGCCAAGCUGAUCGCAGAACUGCUUCCGCAGUACCUGGACAAGGACCUGUAUCCAGUUGUCACCGGAGGGGUCCCCGAGACGACAGAGCUCCUGAAGCAGAGAUUCGACCACAUCUUGUACACCGGGAGCAGCAACGUGGGCAAGAUAGUGAUGGAGGCCGCUGCCAAGCACCUGACGCCUGUCACGCUCGAGCUGGGCGGGAAGAGCCCCUGUUACAUCGACAAAGAUUGCGACGUCGAUCUGGCUUGCAGACGGGUCGCGUGGGGGAAAUACAUGAACUGUGGCCAGACCUGCAUUGCCCCCGACUACGUCCUCUGCGACCAGUCCCUUCAAGGCCGGAUAGUGGAGGGGGUAAAGAAGGCCUUGACGGAAUAUUACGGCGAAGACGUAAAGAAGUCCCCAGACUAUGAAAGGAUAGUGACCACGCGGCACUUCAAGAGACUCAUGGGGUUGCUGGAAGGGCAGAAGAUCACCUAUGGCGGGGAAGCGGAUGAAACCACCCGGUUUAUAGCGCCAACCAUCCUCACCGAUGUGGAUCCCAACUCCAAGGUCAUGCAGGAGGAGAUCUUUGGCCCCAUCCUCCCGAUUGUCUCUGUGAAGAACAUUGACGAGGCCAUCCAGUUCAUCAACCACCGGGAGAAGCCGUUGGCCCUGUAUGUCUUUGCCAAAGACAAGGCGGUCAUCAAAAGGAUGAUUGCCGAGACUUCCAGCGGAGGCGUGACGGCCAACGACGUCAUGAUGCAUUUUACCCUGCACAGCUUGCCUUUUGGGGGCGUUGGCAACAGCGGGAUGGGGGCCUACCACGGCCGCUUCAGCUUCAAGACCUUCUCCCACCAGCGCUCCUGCCUCGUCAGGUCCCUCAACAUGGAAGCCAUGAACAAGCUCCGCUACCCGCCCAACAGCCAGAAAAAGGUGGACUGGGCCAAGUUCUUCGUCCUGAAGAAGUUCGGCAAAAGCAAGGUUGGCCUCGUUGUCUUGGCCGUUCUCGGAGUCGUGUUGGCUGUUGUCAUCAAGAACCGCCACUCUGUGCUGGGGCUGCUCGCUGUCUUGGCGGGGCAGAGGCUGUGGAGGCUCGGGAGGGGCUCUUGCGAUUCCUAAUUCAAAGCCUGCCUGUGUUCUGGGGAGAUUGGCUUUUCCUGAGUCCGAGGCUACCGUCCAUCUGAACGGAAGACCCUGUUGUGCGGGACCGGGGGGGGGAAAGGGGGUGUCGCGCGCUCAGAUAUGCAUUGCUUUUUCUUACUGAUGAUUAACCGUACUUAGGAAGAAUUAGAGCAGCUUCCCCUGGGCUCCUCCUUCUGUUGAAAAGUGUGCGUUAGAACGGGGGAGGGCUGCCGCCAUGUCCUUAUGGUCUGGAAUAACCAGUCUUGACAUAAAUAGGGGGUUUUCUCAAAAGUAUUUUUAGAGAGAGCUUUUUGUGAAUUCCGCGCUGAAAAAUUUGUGUCGGUGUCCUCCUCUGUUGAAAAAAAGAAAAGAACCUGAAUAUUUCAGAGGCAACUGAAGAUCGGAUGCUUUCUCAGGACAGUUUGUAACAGCAAUAACAGGAAGGAUUGGUUUAGCGGUGGAUCUUUCCAAGCACCCCGGCGGCCUUACAUCCAUGUUUUUUUCUUCUGUCUUCUCAGUUCCAUUCCACUUUUAAGUCACUUUUGGCCAGUGGUGUACCGGGCCUAAAUGGCGCCUGGGGCCAUGACGGCCUCGCCUGCCCCGCCUAGCUCCCCACACACUCACCCCUGCGCCCCACUUAUAAGAGUCAGCAGGGAGGCUGGGGCUCGGGGGCGUAGCUUGGACGGGUGGUCCAAGCCAAUCACCGCUGAGCCCCGCCCCUCCUGCAUCCCUACAGGCCAGCUCCUGCCCUCCCUAGGCUUGGACACACACCCGGCGCCCCCUAUGUGACAAAACAACGUGCGCCCGGGGACAUGGGAUACCCCAUGUCCUCAUUAGCGGUACGCCACUGCUUUGGGCCUAACGCUGGAGGGUGCUGGCUCUGCCUCUUGAUGGCUGGCUGCAGCUUUUGGGCCCCAAUCCCACCCUUGCAGGAGCUGACAGGUGAAAGAGGAACAAAGAAGUAGCGACAGGAGAGCUUUUGGGCAGAGGAGCUUCGUGGGUCGUAUCCAAUAUUCUCAAUGCGGCAUCUUCCCCUGACCCGAGGGGGCUCUUUUUCCUUUCCAGUAGACAGUGUGUGCCAAAGACAUUCUUCUUUGGGUUGGGUUGGCUUCUGUCUUGCUACAUAAUCUCAGCCACGUUUCUUUUCUCAUAAAACGGAACUGCUCCAGCCUUUUAAUCACAGCUACUGAAAUUGUUUUCUAAACAGGCGAGAUAUGCCUGCCUCCUUACAAAUGGGGUGUGUAUGUGUGAGGGGCGGGGGUAACAACAGGAUUUCUGUGGUUGUGUUAAUUCUCCUUCAUCACAGCUGAUUCUGUCUGGUCGUUGUGGGCAGAUGCAUUAUAUUCUGCGUAGGAUCGGUAGGUGGGUUUCCAGGUUUUUUUAAAAAAGAAUUUCUAGACUCUCUUUUUGAAACACAGCAUUCCAAUGAAGUAUUUUAGACUUUAAGCAUAGAGAACUGACAAAAUUAGGAUCAGAAUAAAAAGCUUUAUAUUGAAACAUAACGUCCACCCACUGUUUAACAUAUCAUUAAACUUGCAUACGUACUGGAAAUAAACACUAUUAUUGGAAAUAAACAUCAUUAAACCCGGA
This is a messenger RNA of Sphaerodactylus townsendi, 3444 nucleotides long. It is a transcript of the gene ALDH3A2, whose product is annotated as aldehyde dehydrogenase 3 family member A2. Gene Ontology annotation, biological process: aldehyde metabolic process. The transcript has 14 exons. Gene Ontology annotation, cellular component: cytoplasm. NCBI's taxonomy places the organism in Eukaryota, Metazoa, Chordata, Lepidosauria, Squamata, Sphaerodactylidae. Gene Ontology annotation, molecular function: aldehyde dehydrogenase (NAD+) activity. Bases 316 to 1851 code for a protein of 511 amino acids. The record is from RefSeq and is a predicted model, not a curated record.